AUUAAAACUGCUGUGGCUUAGAGUGCACAAUCCACAAGGCUGCCUGGGAGAGAGCACUUUGCAGGGAGAUAACCAGUGAAGGGAGCAAAGUGAUUCAGUGAUCACCAUUACAAGGAAACCCAAUGCACGGAUUAGCUCAAAUAUGCUGUGGCUCCAGAACAGCUAAAGGGAUAUUACACAGGUUACCUAAACCGGAUUGCUUCAUCUUUUCCUUAUGAAGAAGGCAAAAACUUGGAUUAUCACAUGUAUUUGUCUUCAACUACUACUGAUUUGUUUUGGGAGUCCGUGCGGAAAUCCAGUUACUGAUGCAGUAAAUGACAUUGACAAACUGGUUGGAAACCUUCCAAACGAUUACUUUUUGAACGUAAAGCAAUACAAACAAAUGGAGUCACUGCCGAAACACUGCUGGUUAUAUCUGAUGGUGAAAGAAGUUUCUGAUCAAUUGGAACAACUAAAACACAAAUUCUCUAAUACAUCACAAAACUAUGAAAUCUUAAGUAAUCUUUCUAUGAUUUUUCUGGGCAUCAGGCAAUGUCUUCAUCUGAGUGAUCACAUGGAUUUUAUAGAUGAUUAUUCUCACCAGGAAAGGGUUCUCCUUCCCAGUGAAUUUUUUAUGGAAGUGAAAAACACAACUGAAGUUUUCAAAGAAAUUAACAACACAGACUAUGACAAAACAUGUGUUCUACCUACAAUAAACAGUGCUGAAGAUGAUUUUUUUAGUCGUGUGACAAAAGAGCUACAGCACACUAUGCGGGAAGGGAAUAGCAGUAAACUAAUUCCAGGCAAACCAGAGCUCAGCAGUGGCCCAUCUUUGCAGUGGGCAAAUAUAGCAUCAAUAGCACUGUCCUGUCUUAUUGUCGGCUUUCUUGUUGGAGGCUUUGUAUGCUGGCUGGUUAAGUACAGAAAAUCCCCAGAAAGAACUGACGAAGAAAGUACUGAAUUAAAAAGUGACAGGCAUGUACUCCCAUCAUAACCAGAAGAAAUUAAGACAAACUCUUCCUAUACUACACAGCAAAAGACUGUUUUUGGACUCUUUGGUGAUGAUUUUAGAAACGGACUAAGUUGUCAAAUCACUUAGAAGAGAGUUUGUUCUUCGCCAACCUGUCAUUAUGCACACUGUUUCUGCCUCUUCUGCUAGACUGGGACCGAAGAAUUCUUUAUUUCCAGUGACAAUGAUGGUAGCUGGUGAAUUCAGUCACAAACAACCAAAAGAAAAAUAUGCAACCUUAUAAAAACUAAAAUUAUUUAUGUCUAUAUACAGUAUGGAAAUUAAAGGUUAGGUUCAAAGGAUCCUUUGAUUUUUUUCCCCUUUUUAUUAAAAUGUAAGCUUGGAAAGGUGUUUGAAUGACCCCACCGGUAAUCAAGUAUGCUCCUCCUCAAUGGACUUGAUAUGGAAUUUUGAGAAGAGUAUAGUUCAUUGAAAAAUUCUACUUGUCUCUGGCACGCUCAGAAUGUUGACCCUCAACAUGUCAUUGGAGAUCAGUGGUAGUACAAUGAAGAACGAAGUUCAUUGACAGUAGAGUGAAUAUGAUCUAUACAGUAUUUCUGGAUCUUUGACAAUUGAGUCUGAAUGCAAUGUUUCCACAAAGCUGGCACAACAGAAGCAGGAUAUACAUAUAUACUUUUUUAUUUUUAGCUCACAUAUUAAAUAUAUUUUUUUAUAAUGGACACACAUUUCUGUACAUAAAGUGUUAUAAAAUGUACCACUUAGUUUGAGAUGAUUACUCUCUCUGGUAGAUUAAAAAAUUGAAAUAAAUUAAAACUAUACAAACUAUAUGUGAUUAAUACAUUUUAAUAACAUAGUCCAUAUAACUUAAGUAGCAUUGAUUCUAUAAUUUUUUUGUUAAUAUGUGUGUGACUAUAUGGUUAAUGACCAAGGCAUGGGAUUCUGAAUUGAGAACAAUAGGAAGAUGAGUCUAACAUUACACUAUAUGUAUAUGUGUAGAAUGGGAAAUUGUGUGAAGUUGUGUGACAAUGCAUUUCAUCAACCCCAAUAAGUAUUCAACUCCAUAUAAAGUUGAUAGUAUUCUUAGAUUACCAGAAAGAGUCUGAACAGCCAAAUCCCUGACAUUUGUGAAUAGUUCAGGUUUUAAUAUAUACUCUCUUUUUAAAUACAAAGUUUGAAGUCCCAAUUUGUAUAUUUAUGUAAAUAUGCAUAGAUGCUUACACAAACAUACCAUGCAUAAAAUGCACACAUAGCUUUCCAUUAAAUAAAUAUUUAUGGAAGAUUAGAAAUAAUGAAAGUAAUAGAUAUAUUAAAGAAUAGUCCAUUUAAAAAAAAACAUAUAGCAUGUUCUAUAUGUUGCCAUAUAUUUUAACUUGUGAUUCAUCGUCUGUGUUUAUAUACAAAUUUAAAUUAUUUAUUGCCAUUUACUAUAGCUCAAUAGCUUCAGUUCAUUAUUAUAAAUCUGAUGUCAUGACAUAAAUAAUUCAUCUUAAAAUAUAUGCUCCUAGCCAUGUUUGCUAGUUCAUGCUUAAUAGACACUUUCAAUGCAUUUCCACGUAUUCUCUCCAAAAGCCAUUACUUCUGGGUAUUUGUAUGUCUCUUUUUAGCACAGCAUUCUCAUAAUUAGCAGCAAAGCUACAAAUGAAAUAAAACUCAAUAAGUAUUUUUUUCAUGUACAUUUACAGAUGUUGCACUCAAAAUCAUCUGUCAGUUAUGCAAGUGUUUGUAGUCUAAUUUCUAUUGUGGGUUUGUGAGACUUUAGAUGGUAUAUGCUACAUACUUUGAAAUACAAGGUGUGUUAAAAAAUCUGCUUUAGCCUUUUUUUUUUUUUCUCGAGAUUGGCACCUCUAAAAUGCGUUUACUCUCAUGCCAUAGACUCAUUAAUUGCCAAGCUAGUGCGUGUUGUUGACACACCAAUCAACUCCCAUGUAAAAUAAUGGACACAUUUAGGAGCGAUUGAUCAAAAACUUAAAAACACUAAAGCAGCCUUUUCAAAAUCAACUUUGUAUUGCAAAGUGCGUUGCAGUAGUAAGCUCGGUUUGUACACCCCCUGCAUACUGUUGGUUUUUAUGUCCCUUUAACGGAUAUAGUUGAACAGUAUUACACCUAUAUUUUAUAUGUGGCUGAUAAUGUGAUACAUACACUACUUAUUUAAAGCGUCCCUUGUUAUCUUUUGAAAUUAAACAAUAAAUAUUUACUUUAAUAAUAUAGAUUACAUCUUAUCUUGCGUGCUACAUCUGUAUGUAAACUCUGUAUCAAUUGCUAAUUUUCUCUCAUAAUUUACUUUUUACAUAUAUCAAUAAGUAGACCGACACUCAGACAUAAAAAAUGCAGUAUGCAUUGUUUUAAACCAUAUACCCCAAAAUUCAGACUAAGUGAGAAGACUGAUACAUUUAUAGGAAAGUUAAGUCAAAAUUAAACUCUCAUGGUUCAGACAAAGCCUGCAAUUUUAAACAACUUUCAAAUUUACUUAUAUUAUUAAAUUUGCUUUGUUUACUUGGUAUCCUUUGUUCAAGAGUAAAGAUAACUAGGCUGAUGUGAAAUUAGGAGGGUCCACAUGUGUUUAGCAUUUGAUUAUUCUAUUAUAGCAGUGCUUGCAACUAUCUAUAACAUUGCUAUUAAAUAAACAGCAAGAUGGCUAGAGAUAUAUGCACACUUCUGAGCUCACCUAGGAUUACUCUUUAACAAGUAAACUAAGCAAAAUUGGUAACAGAAUUAAAUUGGAAACUUGUUUAAAAUGUCUUGUUCUAUCCAAUCCAUUUGUUUACUUUUGACAUUACUGUCCCUUUAAGAGACAGACAGAAUAUGGAGUAGUCACACACAUGUUGAGGAGCCAGUAAAAUAGUAUAUAUAUAUACUGUAUAUAUAUAUAUAUAUAUAUAUAUAUAUAUAUAUACAUGUGAACUGAUUAGAAAAUUGAGGAGACAUAAACCAACUUUGCCUCUAACUCUCCUAAGGUUUCUCAUGCCUUACUGUAAAACGUCUUGACAACAAGAUCACAAGAAUAGUGAGUUAUUAUGCUGGCUUAUUAUUAUGGAACCAGAAGUAAUAAUAUGACAAGACAAAAAAAAAGCAUAAUUAGGUUUUGGAAACUAUAUUAUUCACCCCGAUUUUGUCAUCUAGUUGCAGGCGUGUGUUAGGCACUAGUGGAUAAUGAUCGUUUUUAAAAGGAUACACGCAAGUAGUCUUUGUGAGACCACCAUAACAGUUUAAAGUCAGGGGAACAAUAUCUACACCUUUAUACAAACGCUUAGGGGUAGAGAUACAGAAAACAUUGAUCUGUUCAUAUACAUUUUACAAAAGCACCCAAUGUUAUUUAUCUAAUAAUGUGUUUAUUACGUUGGAGUUUAAUUCUUUUUUAAGUUUUUACACUUUUUUUAGCAGAUCUAGAAAAACAUAAGCAAUAUGUGUGGUGUUGAAAUCCAGCGACUAUAGCUGUGUAAGGGAAGAGGGAGUGACUUUGUUAACAAAAUCCCCUUUCAAAUAACUCCUAUUUCACUAAUAUUAUCAUGUUUGUUUUUAUAUAAAAGCUGGAGACUAUUUCUCACGAAUUACACAAUAUUUCUAACCACAAUUGUUGAGCUACAUAGCCCAUUUUAAGAGGCACAAUAUGCUGACUAAAAUACUGUUUUUGGUACUAUGUGCAUUUGAUUUUAGUGAAAUAUUAUUGGUUGUUACUAAGGAAGGCCAAAUGUUUUGUUAAUUAGAAAAAUGAAACAAAUUUUAACACACACAUUCGUUCAUUUCGAUUUUCAAAUGUUUUUACAACCUUCUAAUGUUCGUUUAAAGGACCACUCAAUGCAGUAGGAUUGCAUAAUUAGCAAGUGCAUAAUAAAAAGACAAUGAUUUAACACUUAA
Molecule: messenger RNA, 4804 nt
Organism: Bombina bombina (fire-bellied toad)
Lineage: Eukaryota; Metazoa; Chordata; Amphibia; Anura; Bombinatoridae
Gene: KITLG
Product: KIT ligand
Exons: 9
Coding region: 215-973 (252 amino acids)
Biological process (GO): cell adhesion; positive regulation of cell population proliferation
Cellular component (GO): plasma membrane
Molecular function (GO): cytokine activity; stem cell factor receptor binding
Source: RefSeq, a predicted model, not a curated record